Molecule: messenger RNA, 4254 nt
Organism: Naumovozyma dairenensis CBS 421
Lineage: Eukaryota; Fungi; Ascomycota; Saccharomycetes; Saccharomycetales; Saccharomycetaceae
Gene: RSE1
Product: U2 snRNP complex subunit RSE1
Exons: 1
Coding region: 1-4254 (1417 amino acids)
Biological process (GO): mRNA splicing, via spliceosome
Cellular component (GO): U2 snRNP; nucleus
Molecular function (GO): U2 snRNA binding; protein binding
Source: RefSeq, a predicted model, not a curated record
AUGAACACUGAAGCUCAACAACAUGAACAUGAACAUGAACAAGAACUAACAUUAUACCAUCUGACUCUACAAUCAAAAUCAAACUAUACUCAUUCCACUAUAGGCCAUUUCGUAAAUAUCCAUUCAGAACAUGCAUACGAUAGCAAAUCAUCAACAAAAUUACCACUACAAUUGUGUUUAGCCACUGAGAACCAUUUAGAAUUUUAUGAUGUAUCCAAUGGCCAUCUAAACAAAUUUUUUCAAUCCAUUGAAUUCCAAUUUAAAAUAAUUAAUUGUAAAUCUUUAACUCCAAAGGAAUCGAAUUGUUCAUUUAUCGUCAUCACCACUGAUAAUGGAGAUUUCUCAAUCAUCAAAUUGUCAUUACAAAAUAAUAAUAAUAAUAACAACAAUUAUAACAUAAAAACUAUACUUAAUUAUCAAUUCACAAGAUCUGGUAUAAGAAGAUUAUCACCCAUUCAAUUCUUAGAAAUUAAUGAUGAUUCUUUAACAAUUAUAUUGUCUGCAUUGGAAAAAAAUAAAUUGAUCUUCAAUUUAACUUAUUCAAAAAAUGACUCAUCUUUACAAAUAAUGGAUUCCUCUCCAUUAGAAAUCAUUAAAUCUAAUUUCAUUACAAUGAUUUUAAUUAAUUGUUAUAAUAAGAAUAAUAAUAUCUCGAACAUAGUUUCAUCUCAUCAUUAUCAUCAUAAAGAAAACCCAUUCUUUGCAUCCAUUGAAAUAGAUACCAUUACAAAUGAUUUCUUCUUAAUCUUUUAUAUGAUUGAUUUAAAUUUAAAUCUAAUCAUUAAGAAAAAUCAAUUGAAAUUAUCAGAUAAGAAUAUUAAUUUCUUGUGCUCUUUACCAAAUGAUCUUAUAACAACAACAAACAAGAAUAAUAAUACAAAAGUUGAUACCCCAUUGCCAUCACCUUUAGUAUUAUUAGGUUUCAAUGAUUAUAUAUUAAUUAAAGAUUUAAAUAAUCAUUAUAAUAUUAAAUUGGAUAUACCAAAUAAUAACAACCUUUCAUUGAAGAAAAAUUAUCCAACUACUAUAAUAAAUGGUAUCAUUCAAAAAUUAAAUUCAAAAGAUAAUGAUAAUUCAUAUUUAAUAUUAUUACAAUCAAAUAAUGGUGACCUUUUCAAAUUGAAUUUUAAUUCAUUGAAAAAUAAUUUUAAAUUAUCAUAUUUCGAUUCCAUUCCAAUGGCUCAAUCUUUAAAUAUCUUUAAAAAUGGUCUAUUAUUUGUUAAUAAUGAAUUUAAUAACAAUUAUUUAUUACAAUUUGAAAACAUUAACACCACAGAAUCAAUCCAUAACAGUGAAGAAGACAAUUUUUAUAAGUUGAAUAAUUUAAUAAUACCUUCUUCAAAUAAUAAUAAUAAUAAUAUUCAAAAAAAUUUAAACCCAAUCAUUUCAUCAUCAUACUCACAUUCUCAAAAUAAUACUAACAUAGAUUUAUGGAUAAAUUCUAUGAAUUCAAAAUUAUUUAAUUUAACUAAUUCAAUUAAUUUCAUUGAUAUAAUUAAUUCAAAUUUACCCCCAAAUGUGAAAAAUUUAUGGUCAUUAUCUUUACAUCCAAAAACAGUCUCUCAUUAUCAUGAUAUAUUAUUCUUAGCCUUUAAUAAUUCUAUGAUAAUUCUAAAAAUUAAACCCGAUUCGAUGGAAAAUUUAUCAUUCAAACAUACAAAUCCAUUCAUAAUGAAAAAUGAUUGCACUCUUUUAAUUAAAAAAUUAGGAAAUUUAAUCAUUCAAGUUUGUAAAAAUCAAUUUAAACAAAUUACAUUCUCUAUUGAGGAAAAAAAUGAUGAUUAUAAUUUCGUUGAAAAAUCUGUUUGGUAUCCACCAGCUGGUAUUCAUAUAAUACAUUCCAUUGCAACAAAUUCACAGUUAAUAUUAGCAUUAUCAAAUAAUGAAAUCAUUUAUUUCCAAUUGUAUGAUACUACUACUACUACUAAUAAUAAUAAUAAUAUUAACUAUACAAAUAACCAGGAUUCAUUAAUUGAAUAUCAAAAUAAUCCGAAUUUCUCAAAUUUCAUUAAAUCCAUUGAUUUAAUAAACUCAUCAUCAUCUUCAUCUUCUUCUUCUUCUUCUUCCUCCUCUUCCCAUUAUAGUGAUUAUUUGGCUAUCGCUCUUGAUAAUUCAACAAUUAAUAUAUUAUCAUUAAAGAGAAAUAAUCAAGAUGAAUUCUUGGAAGUUGUUUCAUUACAAAAUACAAUGGCUCCAAUAAAUGAUUUAAAAUUAAUUUCAAAUAAUUAUAAUAAUAGUAAUAAGCAAAUCAAUUUACAUGUUACAUUAACAAAUGGUGUUUAUAUGAAUUCUAAAAUUAACCCAUUAAAUGGUCAAAUCUUUGAUGUUAAAUUGAAAUAUUUAGGUCCAAACCAGAUUAAUCUUUCCUCUUUAUCAUCAUUGAAUUUAUUACAAAAAUCUGACAAUGAAGAUGAAGAUGAAGAUGAGGAAGAUAGCGACGAAGAUAGUGAUAACAAUGGUAAGAUAAAUGAAACAAUAAUAAAAAAGCGAUCUUCUCAAAAAACAUAUAAUUGUGUCAUUAUUCAUUCUUUAAAGAAUUCAUGGAUAUCAUACGAAUAUGAUUCAUUAUUAUACAUUAGACCAAUUCAAUUCGCUAAUACAAACCAAAGUCUAAUCAAAAUUACCUCUUUUAAAACCGAAUCAAUCCCAAUAAAUGGUUGUUGUGCACUAUCAUCUUCAGGUAAUUUAAUAAUUGGAACUAUGAAUGAUUUCAUUUUUAAAGAUAACAAUAACUGGUUUAAUUUAAAUGAAUUCAUAAUGCCAAAUGUGUUUGAUCAUAAACAAGAAGAUGACGACAACGCUGAAAAUGAAAAUGACAGUAAUAGCGAUGAAGAAGAUGAAGACGAAGAUGAAGACGAAAUUACUGGAAUCACUAAAAUAAAUUAUAGAAAUAAAGCAAUUUUAUCAUUGAAUGAAUCCCAUGCACAAAUCAUCAUAGAAAAUUCAAUUGCAAACUCAUCAAAUUGUCGUAUAUCAAUUUUCAAUACCACAACAAAAUCAUUCCUAAAAAAUGCAAAUGUUGUAGAAAAUACGUACUACCAUAUAUUAUCAAACAUUAAAUGUCUUAGUGCUAUCAUUACUAAGUUUUCUUCAACAAUAAAUCAUUUAAUUCUUGCAACAAACGAUAUGAAACUAUUAACUUUUAAAUUAACGUUCCAUGCAGGAUCAGAAUCUAAAGCAAAACGGAAAUUAUUCUCAAAUUUUAAAUUGGAAUCAUUACAUGAAACAUUAAUAAGUGACCAUAUUUAUACAAUGGUUGAAUUUAAUCAAAUGAUCUUAUUAUCAUCCUUAAAUAAUCUAAUACUAUUAAAUUUGGGUAAAAAACAAUUAUUAAAAAAAUCGAUAACUAUAAUUUCCAAAAAAUUAUCUAUUAAGAAGAUUGUUAAAAUAACUCAAUGGAAUAAUGAAAGAAUUGCCGUUGGCGAAUUGAAUGAAUCAGUAACGUUCUUCCAGUUUGAUUCAUUAACAAACUCAUUCAUCCCAUUAGCUGAUGAUAUUACCAAAAGGCAUGUCACUUCUUUACUUUUUUUAGAUAAAUCAACUGUCAUUGGAGGUGAUAAAUUCGGUAAUGUUUGGACAUUAAGAUUAUCAAGGGAAAAUGAAAGGAAAGUUUUAAAUGCCCAAUCCAUUGCAAAUGCUUCCGCAUCAUCAUCAUCGUCGUCGUCGUUAUCAUUCCAAGAACUUUUAAACAGAAAUAUAACUAAAUCAACACAAAUUAACAAAAGUAACAUAUAUGACGUCCCAUUCAAAUUGAAACUAUUGAAUCAUUUUUUCAUUAAUGAUAUAAUAUUGAAUUUCCAUUUAAUUGAAAAUAUAAAUUGGUCAGAUAGACCAACUAUUAUCUAUACUACUUUACAAGGUUCAAUUGGAUGUCUAAUCCCAUUAUUAUCUAAAUCUCAAAUCAUCAUAUUGAAACAAAUUGAAAAAAAAUUAUCUAAUGUUGAUACAAUAUUAAAUGAUCACAACGAAGAUGACGAAAUAACAAACGAUAAUGAUGCAGAAAGGGAAAUUAAGAAGAAAAAUAAGGGUACUGAUGAUGAAUUCAUCAUGUAUUCAAUUGUUGGUAGAGAUCAUUCGAAAUAUAGAGGUUAUUAUACUCCUGUUAGGAAUGUCAUUGAUGGUGAUUUAUGUGAAACUUUUUCAACAUAUAAGUCUAUUGAAAAGGAUAAAUUAACAAAAUCAAUUGGUAAGAAAAAUUUAAAUGCAAAUGACAUUAUUAAAUAUAUUAACGAAAUUAGAACUAAUUACUUAUAG